Molecule: messenger RNA, 657 nt
Organism: Chaetomium globosum CBS 148.51
Lineage: Eukaryota; Fungi; Ascomycota; Sordariomycetes; Sordariales; Chaetomiaceae
Exons: 3
Coding region: 1-657 (218 amino acids)
Cellular component (GO): cytoplasm
Molecular function (GO): aldehyde-lyase activity
Source: RefSeq, a predicted model, not a curated record
AUGGACGCGAGCCCCAAGAUGGUGCGAGCCAACCGGCUAAAGCAAAUCUUCGACGAAGGCAAACGCCCCGCCUUCGGUUUCUGGCAGGUACUACCCGGGGCCAACGUUUCGAGGCUUCUUGCGAGGUCGGGGCCAGACUGGGUGUUGCUUGACUGCGAACACGGCAAUAUCGAUGAUGCACAGAUGCACGAAGCGGUCCCUGCCAUCGCGGCAGAGGGAGUUUCCCCUAUUGUUCGCCUGCCAGACACCCAGCCAUGGAUGGUGAAGCUCCCACUAAUUCGGACCGUCGAGGAGGUCAAAAACUUGGUUGCUGCGGCCAAGUUCCCACCGCAAGGACAGCGAGGCUUUGGCUCCCCAUUCGCAAUGCAGACCUUCGGGGCUGGGUUGAGCAUGACGGAAUAUCUGCAGCAGGCGAAUGACAGCCUGUUACUAAUGGUGCAGAUCGAAACUCGGGAGGCUCUAGAAGUGGUGGAAGAAAUAGCGCCGCUUGUUGACGUCGUGUUCGUUGGACCGUUCGACCUUGGUAACAGCAUCGGCCAUCCAAUAUUGGGUCCUAAGAUAGACCUCGAACUACAGGACGCUGUCGCGAGGAUCUUCAAGGCCACCAUCGCGGCUGGCAAGAAGUGCGGCAUUUUACUGUGGUUCCGGAGAACGUAG